AUGCCCCAGGGGACAGAUGUCUCGGGAUCUUUAACAUUUGGGAUGCUGCAAAUGCCGAAGUUAAAUGAAAUACCUCCGGGGAGGGAGGGUCGAGGGGAGGCCCGGGCGGCGAGGAGGCGGCCCCGACCCGCAGGUUCCGCCGGCGCGAGGCGCGCGCGGGGGGCGCACGGCGCGGGAGCUGCCCGGGACAGCUGGAGGGGCGCCAGGCGGAUUGCACAUCCCAGCCCAGGCUGCGACCGGCAUCAUCCUUCACUCAUCCGCGCCCACUCCACGCAGACGUCCACCAUGGAGGGUAAGGAAGAGGUCAGUGACACAGACAGCGGCAUCAUCCUGCAGUCUGGCCCAGACAGCCCUGUCUCCCCGAUGAAGGAGCUGACCCAGGCCGUGCGCAAGCAGCAGAGGGCCCUAGAGGCACGCCUGGAAGCCUGCCUGGAGGAACUGAGGAGACUGUGCUUGAGGGAGGCGGAGCUGACGGGCACCUUGCCGGCGGAGUAUCCGCUGAAGCCGGGGGAGACGGCCCCUGUUGUGCGCCGCAGGGUCGGGGCUGCAUACCGGCUGGCCGAGUGGGCCCUGCACCAGGAGGACCCCCUGAGCAGCCUGGAGCGCCAGCUGGCCCUGCAGCUGCAGAUCACUGAGGCUGCGCGGCGCCUGUGCCUGGAGGAGAACCUGGGUCGGCAGGCACGGAGGCAACGGAAGCAGGUGGCGUUGCAGGAGGAGAGAAAGCUGCGGGAGCUGCAGCACCAUCUGGGCGAGCGGAGACGCAACAGCGAGCCCCUGCCCAGCCCCGGCAAGCCCCCUCCAGGCCCAGAGCUCAGCACCUCGGAUGACAGCUCCCUCUCCGAUGGGCGGCUUCUGGAGGAAGAGGAAUCCCAAGUGCCAAAGUCUGUCCCGGAAUCUCCAGCCCCAGCUUCCCGACCCCCACCACCCCAGAGCCUGGAGGGGCUGCAGCCAACAGCAUUGCAGAUGGGGGACCUGGAGAGGGCCCCCAUCCAGAACAGCCCCUGGAAGGAGACAAGCCUCGACCACCCCUACGAGAGGCCCAGGAAGUCUUCAGAGCUUGGCAGCGAGUCCAGCAGCCCUGCCACCACUCCGCAGGACGGGCCCAGUGUCUCCAGUGCAUGGCUGCUAGAGCCUCCCACCUACCACAUGGUCCCCUUCCGCAGCGUUCCCGGCCAGCGCCAGGGGCGCACUAGUGCCCCAGCCACCCCCGAGAUGCAGGGACGGAGGGGCCAGUCGCAGUCCCUGAGGGUAGAUUCCUUCCGGGCUGGCCCAGAAGGCCGAGGCCGCAGCGCCUUCCCACGCCGCCGGCCCACACAAUACACCGUGACGGUGCCAGACUCGUGCUUUGCCGCCAAGCCGCCGCUGCCGCUGCACCCUGCUUACCACUCCUGCUCCGAGGACAGCGCCUCGGAUGCCUCCAGCAUCUCGCACCCCACUUCGCCUGGCAGCAGCAGCCCGGACAUCUCCUUCCUGCGGCCCCUGUCCCCAGCCCAGUACCAGCGCCCCCGCGGUGCUUGGGGCUCUGUCAGUAGCGGCAGCAGCAGGGAGCUGGCCGCCCACUACUCCAAGCUGCUGCUGCCCAGUGGCUACGUUCCGGCUGGGCGCUACGUGAUGGUGGCCGAGAGCCACCUGCCUCCGGCCGAGUGGGAGCUGCGGCGCGCCAUGGCGCUGGGUCCCGCCUGUGAGGCUGAUGGCGGCGUUCCCUUGCACUACCAGCGGCUGCUGCCGGCCCACAGCCGCCUGGUGCGCACGCCCUCCCUGAAGGACUGUCCCACGGGCCGGAGCAUCAGCAAAGCUGCGGUCUCGGAGGAACUGAAGUGGUGGCAUGAGCGGGCGCGCCUCCGGAGUGCCCGGCCCCACUCGCUGGACCGUCAGGGCGCCUUGCGAAUCAGGAGUCUACCCCCUGGGAGAGAGAGCUUCGGCCGGGCCCUGGGACCCCGGACUCAGGUGCCCGCUGUCCGUGUGCUCCGGAGAUCGCCCGAGGGGGCCCCCGUGCAAGUGUACGUCCCUGACAACGAUGAAAUCAUCAGCCAGGUGUAG
Messenger RNA from Ochotona curzoniae (black-lipped pika), 2040 nucleotides. RefSeq names its product innate immunity activator (gene INAVA). The record is from RefSeq and is a predicted model, not a curated record. The transcript has 10 exons. Gene Ontology annotation, biological process: adherens junction maintenance; positive regulation of protein ubiquitination. NCBI's taxonomy places the organism in Eukaryota, Metazoa, Chordata, Mammalia, Lagomorpha, Ochotonidae. The coding region runs from base 1 to 2040 and encodes 679 amino acids.